Messenger RNA from Adineta ricciae, 1101 nucleotides. NCBI's taxonomy places the organism in Eukaryota, Metazoa, Rotifera, Eurotatoria, Adinetida, Adinetidae. The record is from the annotation of a GenBank genome assembly.
AUGCUAGUGAACAAUGUACCGACGAUAAAUUUCCAACUGAAAACUAGUCGACAUGGGGAUGAGUGGUGUUACGACAUGCUAAGCAUCAUAUGGAUAAUCUCUCGUCAAGGAUUUUAUGUGUAUCCACGAGCUACCCAAUGGCAAGUAGAUAUAGGAUUAAUUGAUCCUUGGUUAACUUUUGUGUUUUGUUCAUUAGACUUUUGUUUCUUUGGUUUAGAAUAUUGUACAAACCUUCGAAAUCGAAUUGAUUGGUCAAAGUCACCAUCAUCUGAUAUUUUAUCUCUAUUUCUUUUGUUUCUGCAGAUAUACAAAUCGAGGACUCAUACGAUUCUUUUAGUUUAUGACCAUCUUAUUUUUCAAUUGCUGCUUCGUCAUAUUUUUCUUUUCUUCUCAACAUUAAUAUUUAGUAGAGCUGCUGAAAAGCACGUCAGAAUUAUUGACACAAUGUCUAAAAUCCUCGAUCAAGACGACAACUACACGUAUGAGAUAUUACAAGACAAAGAUUGUGUCGAAUGUGCAACUUUUCUUGCUCAUACAUUCACCAAGGAUAAUCCGUACGAAAUUUUUAUGAAAACAACCUUCGAACAAUUUUUUCCGGAUGCACUUGCACUGUGUCAAGGUAUUGUCAGUACAAAUCUAUCUGUCAUUGCACGUCAUAAACAAACAAAUCAAAUCGAUGGUAUUAUACAAGGCAUUGAUCUAAAUACUCCCGAUGAUGAAGAAGAUUCAACAGCUGAUACCGACGCCGGUGGAGAGAAGCGAGCAGAUCCAAUUCUGCAAUUGAUACAUCAAUCUAAAGAAGAUUAUAUAAAAGAAUACGAAAAAACACAUGGUGAAUUGAAACAAAAUUCAGUUGCACACAUACUCAUGGUUGGUGUACGAUCAGAUUGUCAUGGAAAAGGUAAAUUUUUUCGGCAGAAUCGUUCGAGUCACAAUAACUUGGAAUGUAGAACUCUAAUCUACAGUCAAUUUUAUUAACAGGCCUGGCUUCAAAAUUGAAUCAAGUCUUUCUUGAUCAUAUUCGUCGUCAAGGAUUUAAACACGUGAUUGUUGAUACAACAAGCGCAGCUAUCCAGCAUAUAUAUGUAACGAAACUGAAAG